UAUGUUCAUGCAUUUUGAUUGGCUGUAAAAAGUGACAUUACUGUUGGUCCUGUUUUUAUGCUGAAGUGACAGUAGUGGAGAGAUUCUGAACAACAACUGUGUGAUGGAGUACCACCAAACCACUGGCACCCUGAGUGCACACUUCAGGACCAUGUCUCUGAAGCGUAUAAAGAGAUCAGACCGCCGUGGGGCAGAGUCAGUGACUGAAGAGAAGUUUACGGUUCUUUUUGAGUCUCAGUUCAGUGUGGGAGGCAAUGAACUUGUGUUUCAUGUGAAGACAUUAUCUCUGCCUGUUGUGGUCAUCGUUCAUGGGAGUCAAGACAAUAACGCUACAGCGACAGUACUGUGGGAUAAUGCUUUCUCUGAGCCGGGUCGAGUGCCAUUCGUGGUGCCAGAUAAGGUGCUGUGGCCACAGCUGUGUGAGGCUUUGAACAUGAAAUAUAAAUCGGAAGUUCAGAGCGAGAGAGGUCUGUCAGAAGACACUCUGGUGUUCCUCGCUCAGAAAGCCUUCAGCAGUUCCAGCAACAACCCUGAGGACUUCUGCAACAUGACUAUCACCUGGUCUCAGUUCAAUAGGGAGAGUUUGCCAGGCAGGAACUUCACAUUCUGGCAGUGGUUGGAUGGCGUCAUUGAGCUCAUGAAGAAACACCUGAAGUCUCACUGGAAUGAUGGAGCAAUUCUGGGUUUCCUGAACAAGCAGCAAGCUCAGGACAUGUUGAUGUCCAAACCAAAUGGUACAUUCCUUCUGCGCUUCAGCGACUCUGAGAUCGGAGGGAUCACCAUAGCAUGGGUUGCAGAAAACCCAAACAAAGCAGGAGAAAGGAUGGUGUGGAACCUGAUGCCCUUCACUACUAAAGAUUUCUCCAUCCGCUCUCUGGCUGAUCGGAUCAGUGAUCUGAACCAUCUGCUCUUCCUCUAUCCCAACCAGCCGAAAGAGGAAGUCUUCUCCCGUUACUGCACACCUCCAAACUCAAAAGCAGUGGGGGAUGGAUACGUCAAACCAGAGAUCAAGCAGGUGGUGAAGGUUGAGUUUUCUUCGCCCAAUCCUGAACCAUCUCCAGGGAAUUCCUUCAUGGAGCAUGCAGCAUCACCCACUGUCAAUCAACACCAUAACUUCACAAUCUAUCCAUCAAUGAAUGACUCCAUGUUAGACGCGGAAGGUGAAUUUGAUCUGGAAGAGACCAUGGACAUGGCCCGACAGGUGGAGGAGUUCCUUCGUCAGCCCAUGGAAACCCAGUGGAGCGGACAACAGUCAUGAUCUUUUAACCUUGUGAUCUCUUAUGAGAGCUACACAAAAACUCAGUGGUUACAUUCCAUAUUUUUAUCUUUACAAAUGUGAAAUGCUAUGUUUGUCAAAGCUGAUCAAUGGAUGCUUAACUGCCUUUGCAUUUUAUAUAUAGUUUGAUGUUUAAUUUCCCAUCAUUAACCCCCGAAGAACAAUAGACUAUCAGUUGCAAUAAUACACUUCUAUUUGACUGGAUAUGAGCGGCUUUAUUUUACUAGCACAGUGUGGGUUUGACACUUUCAUUGCCCUUUAUCUUGAUUGUUAUAGUCGUGUUAUAAAAAUCUUCUUGAUCAAAUCUUUAAGUCCAGUCACACAAUUGGCUAAUUGAAGACAUUGAUCUUUCAGUAUUCAGUCUUCUCAAUUUGUUCACCUACAAUUAGAAUGCUUUACAGUUGCAUUCAGGGUUGCCAGGCCACGAAACAAAACCAGCCCAGUUGCUAUUCAAAACUAGCCGUCACAUUUUCCCACGGUUUUCACCUGCUGAAAACAUAAACCAACGAGCGAGUUUCGCUGCCUCUCUAACAUGAUCCUGCAUGAGAGCAACCAAGGGGGACACAAUCAAAAUUAUCACCUUGCCGGACUUUGGCCAGUUUCUCGCUGACGAUCGGUAACAGUUGAUAAAUUAAACUCCCAAAACCUGUCGGGAGUAGGGCCACAAUAACACCUCCAUUCAAAAUGUGAAACAAAUACUCUUCUUGUUUGGGCUACAGUUCCAGUACAGUACAAAUCCCGGGAAUAUUGUCCAUAACAGAGUGAAUAGCAUCCCGUGUCUCCAUGUCCACUGUCGUUUUCGAUAUUCCCUAACCUAAACUACAAUCUUAAAUUCUGCGCUUACGCUUACCUUUGCAUCUAUGUCACAGCUCUCAGCCCGCCCUCUGUUCAUUGGAGCCGGAGGAAAUCUGGGAGAUGGUUUGCUAUCUCAGACUGAGUACAGAAGUUAACUGAAAUUAAGCAGAAUUACGAAGUCUGACGUAGUCAGGCUAGGACUUGGUAGCCCUGACUGCAUUUUGUCAUUUAUGCACCUUGUGGCACUACACAGAAAAAUGCCUAUUGUAUAACUGGUGCUGUAUGUUUAAUUAGUUUUCUAACGUCUUUAAUUGUCUACCAAACAGGCACUCCUGGCUAUCCUGGUUGACAUUAGUGUGGAGUUAUUUCUCCCCAACAUUAGUUACAGCAUCCCCUAGCAUUGGAGAUGUAUUAAAUUUAGCACGUAAAUAUCCAUGCAUUCCAAACCAUUCACACUUUCUAGAUAUUAGCUUAUGAAAUUUAAUUGAUAAUUUUUAGGAUUUGGGAUUGGGAAUCUUAGAUCUUAUUGGGAAGCACUUCCUCUAUCAAACGGUUGCCGAGUUAUGAUCUUUAUGUUGUGUUGCCCCCUAUGGGUGGAUUUUGACACAAUUUGUUGUGAAUUCUUAGGGUUGUUUAUGUGUACCAAGUUUAGUUAAAUUUGAUAUCUUUAGAGCAAACUGAAGAAUCAAAAAUCUUUCAAUAACCCUUUUUUUAUUUUAUGUUUUAAACUAGCUUCUUGUUUGAGGGUUGAAGGGUUGUUUUUUUUUGUUCAAAUAAUCUCUUACCCUUUCUUGAUGGGCAGAGACACAGUCAGCUAUUAGUAGGUGUGAACACUGUGAUUCUGCAGAGCUUUGUAAAUGUCACUCUGUCAACAACAUCAUAUAGCAACAUUUGCUCAGCCAGUGGCUUGAGUUUGGGUAAAUAGCAUCUCUGGUAAACAAGCAAUCAUGUUAUGGUGGUUGGGGUCUGUAUGUGUUUUAACUUGAAAACAUUCUGAUCUGUUAACCAUCUUGGCCAUUUUUUUAUAUCUGACUCCUUUCCACCCCAGAUACCUCAUUUUCCCUGAGCCUUGAUCAGCUGAGGUUUGUCCAGUUGUUACACCAAUGUCUGUUGUUAGCUUUCUAAUUUAAGCUAAUUUUUAAAUACUCUCAGAUUUCAUAUAUAUUUAUCUGAAAUUAGUUUAACACUUCAGUCUUUUGCUCUGGGUAAAUAUCUAUUAAUGGUUAUCAAUGAACUUGAGAGCCAAAAUUGUACAAGAUACCAGUUGUUUGUGAAGUUUAUUUUUCUUAACCUAUUGGCAAAUGCUUCUAUUAAACAUUUUAAGCCUUGCCUGUAUACCGAAAUGGAUUUUAUAGAUAUCAAAGCAAAUGACCAAAGAGCAAAGUUAUGUAAAUGUCAGUCAAGAUAAAGUCCUCCCCCCAAGAAUAGAGCUCAGGAAAAUACACAUCAAAUAGAUGUUUAAUAUUACCUAUGCAGACACAUAAUUUUAUCUAUCUAUAUAUAUAUAUAUAUAUAGAUAUAUAUAUAUAAACUAUAUAUAUAUAUAUUGACAAAUAGUUAUAGUUACCACAGUGCUAUCUAAAAAUAAAUAUACCAUUGCAAUGUCAAUGAAUUUUGCCUGAAUUGUCUUUUAGAGCAACAGUAACUUGUAACGCUGGUUUUAAUAUGUUCCUACUGUGGUGGCUUGGCUUUAGUGUCGGUCUUAUUUUUUUCUGUAAAAUCUUUUUUUUUUUUUUUUUUUUUUUUACAUUUGUACUUUUUCCUAUUGUUAGAAAUAACAUUACAAACAUUACAUUAUGUUCUAUAUGUAAGGGAUAAUGUCCAAUCUAUAUGUAAGGGAUAAAUCCUGUCAUCAUCAUAACUUAACAUGGAUGGGGGUUAUCCCUACCCCAGCACAAAGUGCAAGGGGUUGUCCUGGUUUUUUAUUUUUUUAUUUUUGUGGAAUGUAACGAUUUUAUUACAUGGCUACCUAACAAAUAAAAAUAUAAAUGCA
This is a messenger RNA of Carassius gibelio (silver crucian carp), 4064 nucleotides long. Its product is annotated as signal transducer and activator of transcription 5B-like. Gene Ontology annotation, biological process: cytokine-mediated signaling pathway; growth hormone receptor signaling pathway via JAK-STAT; regulation of cell population proliferation. The record is from RefSeq and is a predicted model, not a curated record. The transcript has 10 exons. Gene Ontology annotation, molecular function: RNA polymerase II cis-regulatory region sequence-specific DNA binding; DNA-binding transcription factor activity, RNA polymerase II-specific. Lineage: Eukaryota; Metazoa; Chordata; Actinopteri; Cypriniformes; Cyprinidae. Bases 104 to 1258 code for a protein of 384 amino acids.